AUGGCAAAACUUUCACCUGAAGAAAUCAAAGAUGUACUUACGUCAAUCACGCAUGGUUUAUCAACUUCAACAUACGAAUGUAUGAUUUGCUGUGAAAAUAUACGUCCUGGCAACAGAACUUGGUCUUGUGGAGUUUGUUGGGCUGUUUUUCAUCUUAAUUGUACUCAAAAAUGGGCAAGAAAGUCAUCCAAUGGCUCUAGAACCACUGAAACAUGGCGUUGUCCAGGUUGUCAGAAUAUUUCUGACGUUAUUCCGGAAAAAUACAAAUGCUUUUGUGGCAAUGUAGAAAAUCCACUUAAUAAUCGAUAUCUUACUCCUCAUAGCUGUGGAAAUGUCUGUGGAAAAAAACGUGAUUGUCCUCAUAAUUGUACAUUGUUAUGUCAUCCUGGGCCUUGUCCUCCAUGUUCCGCUAUGGCACCUAUUCAGCAUUGUUACUGUGGCCGUGAAACUUUUCAGCUUAGAUGUAUUGAUGCUAAUUAUGGUAUCGGCAAAUCUUGUGGAGAAACAUGUGGCCAAUUACUAAGUUGUGGUAAACAUUACUGUGAAAAAGAAUGUCAUGAUGGGGCGUGUCCUAGAUGUAAUAUAAAUGAAAUGCAGAAAUGUUAUUGUGGAAAAACAGAACGGAAAGCAGAAUGCGGAGAUGGAAUACCUAUUCGCUGUUGUGAAGAGUUUAAUAACGAAUCUAAUGUUUGGACUGGUCUUUUUUCAUGUAAUAAUUCUUGCGACAGAUUGUUGGAAUGUGGGCAUCAUUCUUGUAAGAAAGAAUGUCAUCCAGUUACUGGUGAGCCAGAGCCUUGCCCAUUAGACCCUUCAAGAGUGAAAACAUGUCCUUGUGGUGCUGAAAGCAUAGUUACUUUACUUGGCCAUGAAAGAUUAUCCUGUACUGAGGAAAUACCACUUUGUGAUAACAUAUGCAAGAAAUUACUUCCUUGUGGUCAUGAAUGUCAAGAAUCAUGUCAUCAUGAUGAUUGUAAACCUUGUACUUUAAGCAUACGCGUCAAAUGUCGUUGUGGAAGCACGGAAUAUGAACGUAUUUGUUCUGAAGUAGUUGGUAAGACUGGUGAACCACCUACUUGUGAUAAAAUUUGUACUGGAAAUAGGAAUUGUGGAAGACAUCAGUGUAAUACUCGAUGUUGUCCUUCUGCGAAUAAAACCAAACCAUCUAAAAAACGGGUCACUCAACAGGACGAUGAUGAUGAGAAUCAUCGUUGUACUUUAAUCUGUGGAAAAAAAUUACAAUGUGGCCGUCAUUAUUGUCAAUUAUUAUGCCAUAGAAGUUACUGUAUGCGUUGUUUGGAGGCAUCAUUUGAAGAAUUAACUUGUCAUUGUGGUCGUACAAAAAUUUUUCCACCAAUUCAAUGUGGAGAAAAAGUUCCACCAUGUACUUUUGAUUGUAUUAGGUCUCGAAAUUGUGGUCAUCCAGGUAUAAAACAUCCUUGUCAUAAUGAUGAUGAACCUUGUCCACCUUGUCCUUACUUGGUUGACAAAAAAUGUACGUGUGGUAAAUCUACCGUUAAAAACGUACCUUGUCAUCAAACAAAUGUAAGCUGCGGACAAGUAUGUGAUCUACCAGUUAGUUGCGGAGGUCAUCGUUGUAAACGAACAUGUCAUUUAGGGGAUUGUUUAGCAAAUACUUCAAAUCAAUGUACUCAAAUUUGUGGAAAACCACGUAAACCUUGCGAUCAUCCUUGUGCUGUUCAAUGUCAUGCUCCAGCAAAAUGUCCCGAAGAUACACCAUGUCAAACCAAAAUUACUAUUAAUUGCGCAUGUGGUCAUCUUUCACAAAAUGUAACUUGUGGUGCCACAAUGGAAAAUGCUCUAAAAAUGGGAGAUCGACGAUUACAAUGUAAUGAUUUUUGUGCUUUGGCUGAAAGAAAUCGUAAAUUAGCAAAUGCCUUAGAGAUUACUGAUCGUGUAGGUGAUGGACCUUUUGCUAAAGCCAUUCCAGAAUAUGAAGAGGAUCUAUUUAAAUAUUUUGCUGUUCACAAAGAUUGGGCUAAAAACAUUGAAACAACUUUGGAAGAGUUUAUUAUGAAGUCACAAAAACCUACUUUGAACUUUCCACCGAUGAAGCCACCCCAUCGCAAGUUUGUCCAUAUAUUAUGUGCUCAUUAUCGAUUAUCAUCAGAGAGUAUUGAUGUUGAACCUAAGAGAAGCAUCGUUGUGAAAAAGAAGGCUGAUACCAUAAUUCCACCUAUUCUUCUUUCACAAGCGUAUAUUAAUUAUAAUAAAUCAAAUAGCAGUAACUCAACCUCUUCCGCAACAUCAUCUACGGCACCUGAACAAUUAGUGCGCAAACAAAAACAACCAUUUAAUGCGAUUUAUUUAUCAGAAAUACAACCUGGAAUGACAAUAGAAGAACUCCAUAAGAUUAUAGAACCAUUAAUGGGAAGGAACAAAUUUCAAAUUAAACGGGUAUCGGAUAGUGAUAUGACUGUCUUACCUUUAGUUGGUUCUAUGCAUAUGGAUGAAUUGGAAAGCUUAUUAGCGAAGCUAAAACUUUUAUUUAAAGACCUUAUAGUUGUGAAAGGAAUAGCAUCAUGGGUAGAAUUAUGUUGGGUAAAUUCUAAAUAUGAAGUAGUUUGGCGUGAAAGAGGGAAAAUUUUAAACAACUUUGAUGGAUAUAAAAGGGUUGAAUAUGAUUUUAGAAUUCCUUCAGUAAUAGCAAAUAAUAAUCCUUUUGAUAUAUUGGCCAAUGUAUCAAAUAGUACAUCAUCUGCUCGAAACACUGUUAUUGGAAGUAGUGAUAAUAAUAAUAAGGAACAACAACAAAAAGUAGAACCUGCAGCUAAUUUUGACAUUGUUGAAAAUUGGGAAUCGAUUUAUGAUGAAUAA
Rhizophagus irregularis DAOM 181602=DAOM 197198 is the source of this 2835-nucleotide messenger RNA. RefSeq lists its product as uncharacterized. Gene Ontology annotation, molecular function: RNA polymerase II transcription regulatory region sequence-specific DNA binding; DNA-binding transcription factor activity, RNA polymerase II-specific; zinc ion binding. NCBI's taxonomy places the organism in Eukaryota, Fungi, Glomeromycota, Glomeromycetes, Glomerales, Glomeraceae. Gene Ontology annotation, biological process: negative regulation of transcription by RNA polymerase II. Gene Ontology annotation, cellular component: nucleus. The record is from RefSeq and is a predicted model, not a curated record.